Molecule: messenger RNA, 953 nt
Organism: Babesia bovis T2Bo
Lineage: Eukaryota; Apicomplexa; Aconoidasida; Piroplasmida; Babesiidae
Product: Replication factor C subunit 4
Exons: 8
Coding region: 20-952 (310 amino acids)
Biological process (GO): DNA-templated DNA replication; DNA repair
Cellular component (GO): DNA replication factor C complex; nucleus
Molecular function (GO): ATP hydrolysis activity; ATP binding; DNA clamp loader activity
Source: RefSeq, a predicted model, not a curated record
CAAAUAGUAAUAUUUAACAAUGAAGGGUAAUGUGCCAUGGGUCGAGAAAUACCGGCCGGCAAGUCUGGAUGACAUUGUAUUCCACACCAAUGCAAUGACUACCAUGCGCCAUAUCGUCGAAUCGUACGAUAUGCCGCAUAUGAUAUUUCACGGACCUCCUGGAACCGGGAAGACAUCAGCCGCAUUGGCAAUCGCUCGUCAAAUAUACGGCCCCGAGGGGAUGAAGGAACGUGUAUUGGAGCUUAACGCAUCGGAUGAGCGUGGAAUAAACGUUGUACGUGAGAGAAUCAAGACAUAUACAAGACUGAAUAUAUCUAGUAACAGGGUAAACACACAAACGGGGAGAGUAAUGCCCAAUUUCAAGAUGAUUAUCCUAGACGAAGCUGAUAUGAUCACCCCGGAUGCCCAAGCUGCACUCCGCCGUAUUAUUGAAAACUUCUCCAACAUAUCGCGGUUCAUACUGAUUUGUAACUACGUACACAAGAUCAUUGGGCCCAUAUACAGCAGAUGCUCGGCAUUCCAUUUCAAACCCAUAUCCCAGGAUGCACAGAUAGAGAGGCUGCGGUACAUAUGCACAGCAGAGAGCCUGGAGUACGAGGAUCACGCGCUUGAUUUUCUAACACAAGUGUCUCAGGGCGAUAUGCGCCGCAGCGUGACCAUCUUACAGUCAACUGCAAGCCUGUUCAACAAGGUAACCGAAGAGGCAGUGCGCAACGUCUCGGGGUACCCACCGAAAGAAAUAGUUAAUGAGAUAUUCGCCACAUGCAAGGGUACUACCCAGGAUGUAGAGGAACUGUGUAAAAAAAUCAUAUACGACGGUUGGGAGGUCGCAACGCUGUUCCAACAGAUAUCGGAAUACGUCGUGAAUUCGGCAAGUCUUACAGAUGUGCAAAAGGCGACGAUCACAAUAGAGCUAUCGGGCAGAGAACUGGCCCUUAUACAAGGUUCGUGAU